Molecule: messenger RNA, 2958 nt
Organism: Corticium candelabrum
Lineage: Eukaryota; Metazoa; Porifera; Homoscleromorpha; Homosclerophorida; Plakinidae
Product: low-density lipoprotein receptor-related protein 4-like
Exons: 19
Coding region: 16-2724 (902 amino acids)
Biological process (GO): receptor-mediated endocytosis
Cellular component (GO): signaling receptor complex; plasma membrane; apical plasma membrane
Molecular function (GO): calcium ion binding; protein binding; hormone binding
Source: RefSeq, a predicted model, not a curated record
UUCAAGCCCGUGAACAUGCUGUGGCUGCUAACGCUCACUCUACUGUCUUCCUUCUGCUGGAUAAAUAAAGCAGAUCUCUGCCAAGAGCGUCCGGCUCUCUUCUUCAAGUGCGUCGCGCCGGCCCGCAAUCCGUGCCUUCCUCGCUCGUGGGUUUGCGACGGAGCGCCCGACUGUCCGGACGGCUCCGACGAGACGUUUUGUGAUGGGUGUGACCCUAAAAAAUGGUUUCGAUGCGACAUCGGUCAUCCGUGCAUCGAACUGAAAUGGUUGUGCGACGGAACACACGACUGUAUAGACGGAUCUGAUGAGAAAGUGUCUCUAUGUGGAGCCUGUCCUCCAGGCAGUUUCCAUUGUAAAAGUUCGGGCGAAUGUAUAAGCAACUCAUCUGUAUGUGACGGCAAUCGUGAUUGUUAUGACAACUCGGAUGAACAACCUCCCCAUUGCUUUCGUCCGCCUAAACCGCCUUGCAACUUGACACGGGAGUUUAACUGUCAGGUUCCUUCGUCGUUUGCUCAUUGUAUACCGAAGUCGUGGGUCUGUGAUGGUGAAAACGAUUGCGAUUCAGGGAUAGAUGAGGGUGCUGUUUGUAACCCACCAGGUUCGACCGGAAUUCCUGUUCCACCUUCAUCAACUCCAGCUCCAACAAAUCCAGAGCCUAUUGUUGUUCAAUGUGCUGACGAUGAAUUUCAAUGCUACGACGGCGUGAGAUGCUUACAAUGGUCUCAUCGAUGUGACUCCAUAGUAGAUUGUCAUGACAACUCGGAUGAAGUUGGCUGUGCAGAUGUCCCACACUGUCCACCUAAAGUUCAAUUUUCUUGUGGUAACUCCAACUGCGUUCCUCUCAACAAGCACUGCAACAAAAUCGAUGAUUGUGGCGACAACUCGGAUGAAUUCAACUGUGGCCUUACACAAACCAAAUGGCAAGAAUGCGAGGGAAUGUUUCGUUGCGGCAACGGAGAGUGUCUCACGUUCAAACGAGUCUGCGAUAACAAAAAUCACUGCAGCGAUGGAUCAGACGAGAAGGACUGCUCAUUCAACGAAUGUCAAAGCGGCAAGCCUUGCCCAGGGGGGCAGAUAUGCAUCGACGAGCCCACUUCGUAUCGAUGUACUUGUGCUCGAGGAUAUCGUAUCACGACGACAGGCUGUGAAGAAGUGGACGAAUGUCGGGCGUAUGGAAGUUGUGCACAGUAUUGUACGAACACUCCUGGUAGUUUUACCUGUAGUUGUGCUUCUGGUUAUACACUCAAAGCAGACGGUCGCACAUGCAAGGCGAACGACGGGGAUCCCAAAUUGGUGUAUGCUGACGGGCAGGACAUACGGCUAAUGCAUCUUAACACAAUGACAACAGAAGAUCUCGCAAAAGAUAGAUCCUCAGUCGUACCAGUUGCAUAUGACUUCAAGAAAGGCUUGAUCUACUUUGGUGAAUACCAAAGGCAUCGUAUUAGUGUUGUUCCUGUUAAUGGCAGUGCAGAACCAACAACCAUUUUAUUGCCACAGCAUGGUGCUCGUGAGCCUGACGGUCUUGCUGUCGACUAUCUGAAUGAUUGGAUUUAUUGGGCGAGCCCGAUUACUCGUAUGAUCUUUAUGGCUAAAUUGGAUGGUUCUUAUCAUCGAGUUGUCGUGAAUGAGAGUAUGAAGUUGGACGAGCCGCGUGGUCUUGCUGUUGAUCCAUUAAGAGGGUAUCUGUUCUGGGCUGAUUGGGGGGAUCACUCACAUAUCGGUGCUGCUGCGAUGGAUGGAACGGGACAGAGACACAUUGUGGUGGAUGGAUUGGUGUGGCCGAAUGGAAUAGCGGUUGAUACGAUAACACAGAGGAUCUACUGGGUGGACGGUCACCAUCAAAAGGUUGAAGUUGCUGACUAUUUUGGAAACAAUCGAAAAGUGAUUGUAAAGGGUGGUAUUGGACGGCCAAUCUUCAUUGCAUUGUAUGAGGAGAAGAUGUACGUGUCAUCUGAAUGGGGAGACAAAAAAGAAGGAAGAGUGUUCGUCGCUAAUCGUCUAGACGGGACACAUUUGAUGACGAUUACUACCAACGUGGACUCUGUGCAAGGUCUCACAGUGUAUCAAAAACAACAGCAACAACAUGCACAGAAUUACUGCGAUACGGCGGGAUGCAGCCACUACUGCGUUACAAGCUUCGUGUCAGACUACACAUGUCUUUGUCCUCCUGACUCUGAGUUGUUGAACGACAAAAAAACGUGUUCAGUUGGCAUUUCGAGAUGUACCGACAGCUACUGUAAUAACAACGGCCAAUGCAUCGAGGAAGGCAACACGAGGAGAUGCUUAUGUGACAGCAGCCAUACCGGGUCUCAGUGCACUGAAAUUGUACGCGAGAUGUUGCCGUGUCCUGCCAGACGAUGCCAGAAUCGUGGGCAAUGCUACAUAGCAGCAGAUGGUCAAUACUGCGUGUGUGAGAGUGACUUUACUGGUCCACAAUGUGGAAUUGAUAUUGUGAUAACACAGGAGCCGCCUGUUGAGACUAAAGGGAGUAGCAGCAAUUCAGUAGCUGUUGCUGUGGGAGGUGCCGUUGGUGGUCUUGUUGUCAUAGCGAUUAUCAUCAUUGUCGUCAUUCUUCUAGUACGAAAUUUGAAAGGGAAAGGUUCGGUCAACUUUGAUAACCCUGUGUAUCAUGGUGAUGGCAACUCGACAAAUUCGCAUCCAAAGAAGGGAGUUGAAGAGACUAAUCACAAGGUCAAUGAUAAUGCUGGUGCUACUUCCGUUUGAUGAUGGUUAGGAGAUAGCAGUGUGUCAGUUCAGAAGUUGCCAAUGUUACACAACCUUGUUGGCAUGUCUCACAUCGUCACCAGAACUGACAAUAAAUUGUUAUGUUAAUAGUUUGUAUGUUUUGGUUCGAUAGAUUUGUUUUGUUAGCUGCAUGUAAAGCGUAGUAAUUUAUGGUGAUAGUAAGUAAGACUGUACAUAGUAGGACGAGAUGAAAAGAGUUACUUUAUACGUUGA